Molecule: messenger RNA, 2277 nt
Organism: Coffea arabica (coffee)
Lineage: Eukaryota; Viridiplantae; Streptophyta; Magnoliopsida; Gentianales; Rubiaceae
Product: inositol transporter 1
Biological process (GO): transmembrane transport
Cellular component (GO): membrane
Molecular function (GO): transmembrane transporter activity
Source: RefSeq, a predicted model, not a curated record
UUCCUCCAUUUUUUACGGCAAAGAAGAAAAGGAUACAUUUCUUUAGAAAAUUCAGCGAAGUUGCUUGCAAGAAAAAGUUCUUUCGAAUUCUAUCUCGGUUCCAUAUCAAAACCACCCCCCGCUCCCCCCCUUUUUCCCGGGCGGGGAAAAAUAAUUCUUAUACCCCAAACCCAAGCUGAUUUUUGCUAGUUUUUCGGUUUUAAAUUGAUAAAAAAGGAAAGAGUUGUUUAGUAUUAAACUUAACUCAAAAACCCAGUUGAAUUUUGUUAAGAAACUGGCAAUUGUUUAAAGAUAGAUAGAUUGAUUGAAGGGUGAAUAAUUGGAACAAAUUGUUUGUUUCAUAUUUUUCCGGUGAGAUACUCCGAUGACGAUCGAAUCGUUGCCCGGAAGUUCAGGGUACUUGGACGUUGGGAACCGGAAAGUGACGUAUUUUAGCAAUUCAUAUGUGGUGGGCUUGACCGUUAUUGCUGGUAUUGGUGGUCUCCUUUUCGGAUACGACACAGGAGUAAUAUCAGGAGCGCUCUUGUAUAUUCGAGAUGAAUUUAAGCAAGUGGACCAAAGUAGUUUCCUACAGGAAACAAUUGUUAGCAUGGCUUUGUGUGGUGCAAUGAUAGGAGCUGCUACUGGGGGAUGGAUAAAUGAUGCUUAUGGCCGCAAGAAAGCUACUCUUUCUGCCGAUGUUGUAUUUGUACUUGGGUCUAUUGUUAUGGCUGUAGCUCCAGAUCCCUAUGUCCUAAUAUUGGGUAGAUUUUUAGUGGGUUUGGGUGUGGGUGUGGCAUCUGUUACUGCUCCUGUGUACAUUGCUGAAGCAUCCCCAUCUGAGAUAAGAGGUGGCCUUGUGAGUACAAAUGUGCUUAUGAUUACCGGUGGAUCAUUUCUUUCCUACCUAGUGAAUCUUGCUUUCACUGAGGUCCGAGGAACAUGGCGAUGGAUGCUUGGAGUAUCUGGAGUUCCUGCUGUUAUACAGUUUUUUCUCAUGCUAUUUUUGCCUGAAUCUCCUCGCUGGCUUUACCUCAAGAAGGAUAAAUCUAAAGCCAUUGCUGUGCUUUCAAAAAUUUAUGAUCCUGACCGGUUGGAGGAGGAAAUUGAUCAGCUUGCAGCUGCUUUUGACGAAGAAACCAAUAGAAGAAACACUGUCGGAUAUUGGGAUGUUUUCAAAUCAAAAGAAAUGAGGCUUGCUUUUCUUGCUGGAGCUGGACUUCAGGCAUUUCAGCAGUUUACAGGUAUUAACACGGUCAUGUAUUACAGCCCUACAAUCAUGCAGAUGGCUGGUUUCCAUUCGAAUCAAUUAGCACUUCUCCUCUCCCUCUUUGCGGCAGCAAUGAAUGCUAUUGGUACAAUCGUGGGAAUUUACCUCAUUGAUCAUGUUGGCCGCCGGAAGUUGGCUCUUAGUAGCUUAGCAGGAGUGUUUCUGUCCCUUGUUCUUCUUGCUGGUGCUUUUCUCUUACAAACAUCUUCACAUGCGACUGGGCUCUAUGGGUGGCUUGCUGUUAUUGGCGUGGUGCUCUACAUUGCCUUUUUCGCUCCUGGCAUGGGCCCUGUGCCAUGGACUGUAAAUUCAGAGAUAUAUCCAGAAUCCUACCGAGGAAUUUGUGGUGGCAUGUCUGCCACUGUGAACUGGAUUUCGAAUCUGAUAGUAGCACAAAGUUUUCUAUCCAUAACUGGAGCUUUAGGUACUGGUCCAACUUUCUUGAUCUUAGCUGGUAUCACAGUGCUUGCUUUUGCUUUUGUGAUUGUUUUCGUGCCAGAGACCAAGGGUUUGACAUUUGAAGAAGUGGAAAGAAUCUGGAAGGAAAGGGCUUGGGGAAGUAGUAAUAGCAGAGAACCACUUCUUGCACCUGGAGACCAAGCCUGAAGUACGCUGUUAUUUACUUUUCCCUUGUGACCUGCUGUAUAUAGGGUUAUCACGGUGGUUUUAUAUCUAAGCACGUACUGUGAUUUUUAGCUGGAAAUUCUUUCAGAACUUGAGCAUUUGAAAAGGAAGUUCCUUGUCCAGGGGGGAAGUCCUCCGGUUGGGCUGUGGUCUGAACUUGCCAGGCUUAAGACUUCCCCAGAGAUGUUUAGAGCUGGAGAGAGAUGAAUAUAAUACUUCUUAUGGUGUGUUAUUAUUAUUAUUUUUUUUAAAUUUGCAGUCAUUCUUGAGUAGUUCAUAUUAGUAUGUUUAGUUGAAUUAUAAAAUUUAGUGUUCAAAGACAUGUAUCAAUGUGUGUGCAACAAAUAGAAAAAAUAUUUGUAAAAUUUUUUUGAGUAUGUAUGUUGAAAUUAUUUUGUGGAGAA